GCCCUCUACACCACAGCACACGGAUACAAGAAGCUAACCGUAUACGUGAGGACACAUUAACGCUUUCCUGCCAACUUUCAGACCCUGUGCAGAAAGAAACUGACCCAGGGUCUGAGUCAGGAGAUGGUAUAAAAGAGAAAAGUGUGAGGAGCAGUGAAGUGGAGGAGAAACAAACAGAGAAGACGACUGAGAACCAACCUCAUUCUGUCACAGAACAUAACAGAGAUAUGGACAGAGAAAAGGACAGUAAAACGGAGAGAAAAGGAGGCCCGUCAGGUGAUAUUUUGCCAGAUAAUGCACGUAAGGAAGAUGAUGAGGACACAGGAACGCCUUCCUGUCAACCUCGAGACCCUGUGCAGAAAGAAACUGACCCUGGGUCUGUGUCAAGACAUGAUAGAAAAGAGGAAAGUGUGAGGAGCGGUGAAGCUGAGAAGAAACAAACAGAAUCCCUUCUUAAUAUCCCAAGGACUGAAGAUGAAGAAAAAGAAGAAGAAGAAGAGAUGGCAAGCGAUAAACAUGAGGAAGAAGUGAAGAGGGAUGAGAUUGUCCAACCACAGAUCACUGUGCCAGUGAAUAAUAAGGACACAGGAAAGCCUUCCUUUCAACCUCCAGACCCUGUGCAGAAAGAAACUGACCCUGGGUCUGUGUCAAGACAUGAUAGAAAAGAGGAAAGUGUGAGGAGCGGUGAAGCUGAGAAGAAACAAACAGAAAAGACGACUGAGAAACAACAUCACUCUGGCACAGAACCAAAAAUAGACACAGAGGGAGAAAUUUGCCGUAAACCUGAGAAAAGUGAAGAUCUGUCAGGUGAUUCUUUGUCAGUUAAUGAACCUAAAGAGGAUGGCCCGUCAGGUGAUAUUUUGCCAGAUAAUGCACAAUCCCCUCUUAAUAUCCCAAAGACUGAAGAUGAAGAAAAAGAAGAAGAAGAAGAGAUGGCAAGCAAUAAACAUGAGGAAGAAGUGAAGAGGGAUGAGAUUGUCCAACCACAGAUCACUGUGCCAGUGAAUAAUAAGGACACAGGAAAGCCUUCCUUUCAACCUCCAGACCCUGUGCAGAAAGAAACUGACCCUGGGUCUGUGUCAAGACAUGAUAGAAAAGAGGAAAGUGUGAGGAGCAGUGAAGCUGAGAAGAAACAAACAGAAAAGACGACUGAGAAACAACAUCACUCUGGCACAGAACCAAAAAUAGACACAGAGGGAGAAAUUUGCCAUAAACCUGAGAAAAGUGAAGAUCUGUCAGGUGAUUCUUUGUCAGUUAAUGAACCUAAAGAGGAUGGCCCGUCAGGUGAUAUUUUGCCAGAUGAUGCACAAUCCCUUCUUAAUAUCCCAAGGACUGAAGAUGAAGAAAAAGAAGAAGAAGAAGAGAUGGCAAGCGAUAAACAUGAGGAAGAAGUGAAGAGGGAUGAGAUUGUCCAACCACAGAUCACUGUGCCAGUGAAUAAUAAGGACACAGGAAAGCCUUCCUUUCAACCUCCAGACCCUGUGCAGAAAGAAACUGACCCUGGGUCUGUGUCAAGACAUGAUAGAAAAGAGGAAAGUGUGAGGAGCGGUGAAGCUGAGAAGAAACAAACAGAAAAGACGACUGAGAAACAACAUCACUCUGGCACAGAACCAAAAAUAGACACAGAGGGAGAAAUUUGCCGUAAACCUGAGAAAAGUGAAGAUCUGUCAGGUGAUUCUUUGUCAGUUAAUGAACCUAAAGAGGAUGGCCCGUCAGGUGAUAUUUUGCCAGAUAAUGCACAAUCCCUUCUUAAUAUCCCAAGGACUGAAGAUGAAGAAAAAGAAGAAGAAGAAGAGAUGGCAAGCAAUAAACAUGAGGAAGAAGUGAAGAGGGAUGAGAUUGUCCAACCACAGAUCACUGUGCCAGUGAAUAAUAAGGACACAGGAAAGCCUUCCUUUCAACCUCCAGACCCUGUGCAGAAAGAAACUGACCCUGGGUCUGUGUCAAGACAUGAUAGAAAAGAGGAAAGUGUGAGGAGCAGUGAAGCUGAGAAGAAACAAACAGAAAAGACGACUGAGAAACAACAUCACUCUGGCACAGAACCAAAAAUAGACACAGAGGGAGAAAUUUGCCAUAAACCUGAGAAAAGUGAAGAUCUGUCAGGUGAUUCUUUGUCAGUUAAUGAACCUAAAGAGGAUGGCCCGUCAGGUGAUAUUUUGCCAGAUGAUGCACAAUCCCUUCUUAAUAUCCCAAGGACUGAAGAUGAAGAAAAAGAAGAAGAAGAAGAGAUGGCAAGCGAUAAACAUGAGGAAGAAGUGAAGAGGGAUGAGAUUGUCCAACCACAGAUCACUGUGCCAGUGAAUAAUAAGGACACAGGAAAGCCUUCCUUUCAACCUCCAGACCCUGUGCAGAAAGAAACUGACCCUGGGUCUGUGUCAAGACAUGAUAGAAAAGAGGAAAGUGUGAGGAGCGGUGAAGCUGAGAAGAAACAAACAGAAAAGACGACUGAGAAACAACAUCACUCUGGCACAGAACCAAAAAUAGACACAGAGGGAGAAAUUUGCCGUAAACCUGAGAAAAGUGAAGAUCUGUCAGGUGAUUCUUUGUCAGUUAAUGAACCUAAAGAGGAUGGCCCGUCAGGUGAUAUUUUGCCAGAUGAUGCACAAUCCCUUCUUAAUAUCCCAAAGACUGAAGAAGAAGAAGAAGAAGAAGAAGAGAUGGCAAGCGAUAAACAUGAGGAAGAAGUGAAGAGGGAUGAGAACGUCCAACCACAGAUCACUGUGCCAGUGAAUAAUAAAACUAUUUGGACUACAGCUGUUGUCAUUCUGAUAGCUGUGGUUUGUGCAUUAUGUCAGCGUAGUCCUGACUCAACUUCAUCUAAAACAAAGGAGGUUAAUGUGGUGGACCUGUUCAAUCAGGAAAUGAAAAAACUUGAGACCACCUUUCCAAAUCAGCAUCCAGAGCUCUGGAGGAGGAGCCUUAUUCAUCUCAGGCGCCACCUAAAGACGAAGAACCCCACUGAACCCGUCAGCCUGAUUCUGACAUCCGACCGCAGAGCUGAAAAGACACUUGGUUGCCUGGCCGUAUGCUUGGCCAGAGCCUUUUCUACUGCCCAUAAUUCUUCAGUUCUGAAGAUUAAUGGCAAAAACAAAGCAUCACAAGACAGCGAUCAGGUCAAGCUGGACAUUGAUAGUGAAUUGAGAAAAGCCUUUGAGGGUAAAAAGUCUGCUGCAGUUAUCCACCAUUUUGAGGAGCUUCCUCCUGGAUCUACUCUCAUCUUCUACCGUUACUGCGACCAUGAGAACGCAGCUUAUAAAGAUGUCUUCCUGGCCUUUACUGUAAUGCUGGAUGCAGAAGUGGAAUUGCCAUCCAGUGUCAGUCUAGGAAGAGUUGAGGAGAUGGUUCAAGAGCACAUAAAACACAAGUUUGUCUCCUCUGACAAGUCCGCUAUGUUUAAUCAAAUGGAUGUUGACAAACUAGGUGGACUGUGGAGCCGAAUUUCACAUCUCAUUUUGCCAGUGGCUGCAGAAAAGAAAUUUGAAGAGCAGGGCUGUGGGGAUUGGGACUAAUAAUUUUGAAAAUGGUUAUCAGACAUGUUUUUUCCACAAAUUCCUUUUAACUUUAAAUAUUGGUCUCAUACUUUGGAUACAAAAAAUAUAUAUAAAAUGCAUUUAGGUAUGUGCUGCUGCAUAGGCCUGUUUUCUUGCUUUAACACUAAAUUACAACUUUUCAGAUUAUGAAAUUUCUAAAAGGAUCAAAUUAAGGAAGUUUCUACAUUUUUAGCUCCUCUUUCUUUGUUAUAUGUAGAUCUGUUUGCGUCUAAAUUAUGUCUUAUAUUAAAGUUAUUUUUAAUCUGUAAAUUUGGUUGGCCACGGAUGGACAUGUUAUAAUUGUUGUGUGAUUGAUUUUUCUUUUGUUAGAGAAAAUAAACGUGCCUUAUAAAUCUA
Carassius gibelio (silver crucian carp) is the source of this 3887-nucleotide messenger RNA. RefSeq names its product trichohyalin. The transcript is spliced from 32 exons. Gene Ontology annotation, molecular function: ATPase activator activity. NCBI's taxonomy places the organism in Eukaryota, Metazoa, Chordata, Actinopteri, Cypriniformes, Cyprinidae. Gene Ontology annotation, biological process: membrane organization. The coding region runs from base 228 to 3509 and encodes 1093 amino acids. Gene Ontology annotation, cellular component: membrane. The record is from RefSeq and is a predicted model, not a curated record.